This is a messenger RNA of Drosophila hydei, 2883 nucleotides long. RefSeq names its product NADP-dependent malic enzyme (gene Men-b). Gene Ontology annotation, molecular function: NAD binding; malate dehydrogenase (decarboxylating) (NAD+) activity; malate dehydrogenase (decarboxylating) (NADP+) activity. NCBI's taxonomy places the organism in Eukaryota, Metazoa, Arthropoda, Insecta, Diptera, Drosophilidae. The coding region runs from base 252 to 2129 and encodes 625 amino acids. Gene Ontology annotation, biological process: pyruvate metabolic process; malate metabolic process. The record is from RefSeq and is a predicted model, not a curated record. The transcript is spliced from 7 exons. Gene Ontology annotation, cellular component: mitochondrion.
AUUCGUUCAUUAUUCGCCGACAGCUUCGCGAGGUAGUUUUUGCCCGCGCCGCGUUGAAUACUCAGUUUUGUUUGUUGGGCCUCAUAAGGGUGGCUGGCUCGUAAUUGUCGUGUGUUUCAUAUGUAAUAUAGAAAGCUGAGCGUAACGAAAAGUAUUAUUACCUAGUGAUAAGUGUCAAAACAGAAAAGCAAGCUGUAUUUAAAACACAAAUAGUUAACAAAAAAAAGCAAUUCAAGAAACACCAACGCAAAAUGUUCUCACGGCCCAGCUUGUGCGGAAAUCUCGGUAAGCUGUGUCGCAGCGGUGCUGUCGCAGUGAUAAGUGCACCACCAACAACAACAGCAUUGCCAGUAUUGCCUGGUCAGGCGCGGUGCGAUGGCCGUGGCUAUCAUGAGGUUGUCGGCGAUAUUAUUUGCCCCUCGCAGGUGCGCGGCAUCGAUCACAUACGCGAUCCUCGUUUGAAUAAGGGCUUGGCCUUUACACUGGAGGAGCGUCAGGUGCUGGGUAUUCAUGGACUGCAGCCAGCACGUUUCAAGACCCAGGAGGAGCAGCUGCAGCUGUGCAAGAUAGCUGUGAAUCGUUAUACGGAGCCACUGAAUAAGUAUCUGUAUUUAAGCGAUCUGCACGAUCGCAAUGAACGUCUGUUCUUCCGCUUUUUGUCGGAGAACAUUGAGGAUCUGAUGCCGAUUGUCUAUACGCCUACAGUGGGCCUGGCCUGCCAGCGUUUUGGCCUGAUCUACAGACGUCCGCAUGGCCUGUUCGUUACAUUUAAUGAUCGUGGUCACAUCUUCGAUGUGAUGAAGAACUGGCCAGAGCCGAAUGUGCGUGCCAUUUGCGUAACUGACGGCGAACGAAUUCUGGGCCUGGGAGAUCUGGGCGCGUGCGGCAUGGGCAUUCCCGUUGGCAAACUGGCUCUGUAUACGGCACUGGCGGGCAUUAAGCCGCAUCAGUGCCUGCCCAUUGUUGUGGACGUGGGCACCAACAAUAUCGAUCUUUUGGAGGAUCCCUUGUACGUGGGUCUGCGACAGAAACGAGUCGUAGGACGAGAGUACGAUGAUUUUAUUGAUGAGUUCAUGGAGGCAGUGGUCAAGCGAUAUGGCCAGAAUACUCUGAUUCAGUUCGAGGACUUCGGCAAUCACAAUGCAUUUAGAUUCUUAGACAAGUAUCGCAACAAUUACUGCACCUUCAAUGAUGACAUACAGGGAACAGCUGCUGUAGCUGUGGCUGGAUUGUACGCGUCCAAGCGUAUCACGGGCAAGUCCUUGAAGGACUACACUUUCCUAUUCGCUGGCGCCGGCGAGGCUGCCAUUGGCAUUGCCGAUCUUGUCGUGAAGGGCAUGGUUGCCGAAGGUGUACCCAUCGAUGAGGCCUAUAGUAGAAUAUUCAUGGUGGACAUUGAUGGUCUGUUGACUAAAACGCGCAAGGUGGGCUCCUUGGACGGUCACAAAAUCAACUAUGCGAAGGACAUUGAACCCAUGGCAGAUCUCGAGCAGAUUGUGUCGACCAUUAAGCCAAGUGUGCUAAUUGGUGCUUCAGCUUGUGCCGGCCUCUUCACGCCCAAGAUUCUGAAGACAAUGGGGGAGAAUAACGAGAGACCCAUCAUAUUUGCGCUGUCGAAUCCGACCAGUAAGGCGGAAUGCACAGCUGAGGAGGCCUAUCACAAUACGGAUGCUCGCGUCAUCUUCUCAUCGGGCUCGCCUUUCCCACCGGUUACAGUGGGCAACAAGACUUAUUACCCCGGUCAAGGUAAUAAUGCUUACAUUUUCCCUGGCGUGGGUCUGGGCGUCAUCUGCACAGGCACUCAUCACAUACCUGAUGAUAUGUUCCUCAUUGCCGCCCAGGAGCUGGCUAACUUUGUGGAGCCCAGUGACAUUGAACGUGGCUCAUUGUACCCACCGCUGCAGAGCAUUCGUGAUGUGUCCAUGAAUAUUGCCAUUGGUGUGACCAAGUGUGCAUAUGACAAGGGAUUGGCAUCCACAUACCCAGAGCCGCAGGACAAACGCAAGUGGCUGGAGGAUCAGCUGUAUAACUUCAACUAUGAGUGCUCGAUGCCUGUUACUUGGACCUGGCCCCGCAUGCCAUACAUCAAGACUCGCGCAGAGAGUCCGCUAAUUGCCGCUAUUAAAUAAGACAAUCGUACUGUUCUAUUGGCUCAUCGUUUGAUGGCACUUCUGUAUUGCAUUCUAACCCACUACUACCAAUACUACUACUCCCAAGCGACAACCAACAGCACCAAACACUAAUCAAGCAAACUUUCUGCAAUGGCUCACAUCUGCAAAUUAUUAAUUCUAACUAAAUUCAAGAACUGCCGGCGCACGGCUCUAAAGCUCUACAGCUCUCCAUUGGUGACUAAAACAAAUCGAAAGAUACAAGCAAACCUACACAUUGUUAUUAAACUUAGUCAUGUUAAUUGUUAGUCAUAGAUUCGAGCUGUAGUAGUUAGCCAAGCGACCUGCGCGACAAAGACUUCAGUGUAUUCUCUAUUUAUUCAAAAUCGUACAUUUCUAUAAAUGAGUUAACAGAAUGUUUUUAUUUGUGUAAAUUAUUAUGCUAAUUUUUAUGUGAUCGAUAAUGAUAAUGCUCCCAGGAAUGCUAUUAUAAUUAAUUCACCAUCAUUUAUUUACUAACUGCUUUGUUAUUAACUUGACCAUCUUUCGCCUGAAAUUACGUUUAAUUGGCUUGCUGGUUUUUAACUUUCCUUUCUGCUUCCUUACGGUUCAACCUUAACCGCCUUUAACUCUCUUUUUAACUCUUCCUCUCUCUCUUACUUGCUUUUUAAUAUAUUUUUAAUUUUAAAAGCGGCACGAAGCGCGUUCUGAAAAUCUCUGCUUUAUUUCUCAACUUUAUAGCAUCUGAAAAAUUCAAGAAUUUAUUGAUAUUGAU